AUGAGGUCCGACAUCGAUACGAUCGAGCAAGAGAUCAAGGAAAGAGUGGCUCUCGUUGAGAAGCUGCCGGUCGUGCCCUCGGUGAGGUUGAGUGGCGAUUGGUCCUGCACCGGGACUCGAAAGGGUCUAGCUGGAUGCCCUUCCAUCACCGUCAGUCCAGUAACCACGACGAUGACUUGGUCGAUCGUCAAGGAUUUCUUCGGGAUUCAGGGCAUGGCAAAGAGAACGACGCUCGUCUUGACGACAUUCGAGGACGUGGAGACGAUGCAUGCAGAGUACCCGCUCGUCACGGGUUUGUCGGAGAAUGGCCCAGAUGUGGAUCAAGUGGCAGAUAACGCAUCAACGUACCGCUAUGUCGGCGGUUGCGCUAUGUGCCACUAG
Cyphellophora europaea CBS 101466 is the source of this 381-nucleotide messenger RNA. RefSeq lists its product as uncharacterized. The transcript has a single exon. The record is from RefSeq and is a predicted model, not a curated record. Lineage: Eukaryota; Fungi; Ascomycota; Eurotiomycetes; Chaetothyriales; Cyphellophoraceae. The coding region runs from base 1 to 381 and encodes 126 amino acids.